UCCUCUUACUUUCUUCACCAUCAAAGCAUCAAACUGCCUACGGAUUCUCCUCUUCAAAUUACAGCAAAACAAAACAUUUAAUUAGUCGUAAGAAAGAUGAAGAACGAAUCUACCGUCAUUGAUGUCCCUGCGGAAUCAAGCUCAGCCAUGAAAGGAUCAGCUCCUCUAAUCGGUGUGGCUAGAGACCACACUACUAGUGACUCAGGUGGAUACAAGAGAGGUCUCUCAAUCUUCGACUUCCUCCUCCGUUUAGCUGCCAUUAUUGCAGCAUCAGUAGCCGCUGGAACGAUGUUUACAAGCGACGAGACUCUUCCCUUCUUUACACAGUUCUUACAGUUCGAAGCUGGCUACGACGAUCUACCAACUUUCCAGUUCUUUGUGAUUGCCAUGUCCAUGAUCUCAGGAUACCUCCUCCUAUCUCUCCCUUUCUCCGUAGUCACCAUCGUUCGCCCUCUCGCCACAGCCCCAAGACUCCUCUUGCUCGUUCUAGACACUGCGGCAAUGGCGUUUAACAUGGCAGCUGCGUCAUCGGCUGCGGCGAUAGGGUAUCUAGCACACAAUGGAAACCAGAACACGAACUGGCUCCCCAUUUGCCAACAGUUUGGAGACUUCUGUCAGAAAACCAGUGGAGCUGUGGUCUCCUCCUUUGUCUCGGUCGUCUUCUUCAUCAUGCUCGUCGUCCUCUCCGGUGUCGCUCUCAAAAGGCACUAAUCACUUACAAAUAUGUGUUCAUUAUUGUUAAAACUAUUAAUUAUAGUCCUGUACUGCCUUGUGUAUGUUGUGUUGAUCUUUUUGUAAAAGGAAAAUGAAAAUGUGAUGCUUUUGUGAAAGAAAAACGAAAUGAUUUUCUCGAGUUUCAUCUUCUU
Molecule: messenger RNA, 866 nt
Organism: Brassica napus (rape)
Lineage: Eukaryota; Viridiplantae; Streptophyta; Magnoliopsida; Brassicales; Brassicaceae
Product: casparian strip membrane protein 2
Exons: 3
Coding region: 97-711 (204 amino acids)
Source: RefSeq, a predicted model, not a curated record